GCGGGAGGUAUUUGGGAGGCUUUCUUUUUCGAGGAAGACAUUCGGGCCAUGGUGCGAGAGAGCGGCAUCUCGGCGACCAAGCCGAUAUUUCCCAGCUACCUUCUACCGAGCUUCAAAUUCGCCUUUCCUGGGCAUCGCCGCCACUCUACGUCGUCGACAUCGUCAACAGCAUCAACGGGGUCGGAACCGUCUAGCAGCCGUAGUGAUGGCGCCUCGUCGGCAGUGACCACGCCGGACGGCUCUCCCCCAGAUGGCGAUUCGGCAUUCAACAGCCUGAGAAGCUCAGCAGAGCCCCGACGGCUCUCUCGAACGGCGGCGGAUACGCUGCGCUGCUCAAGCUGUGCAACGGACAUAGCCUUCACGUCGCAAAUCAUUUCCAAGGGAUUCACUGGUCGCUACGGCCGAGCGUAUCUAAUCUCGCCCCCUCCAGCAGACUCAGCGCUGCUGAAUAUCCGCAUCGGCAAGAACGAGAACAGACAGCUUGUUACGGGGUGGCACGUGGUGGCGGAUAUCUGCUGCGGGAUAUGCUCGCGCAAGCUUGGCUGGAAGUACGUGGAUGCCAAGGAGGAAUCACAAAAGUACAAGGUGGGCAAGUUUAUUCUGGAGACGGAACGGGUGGUGACACACCGGAGCUGGGAAGACACCCCCAUUUCUGAGGGCCAGGAGCUCAUACAUGAAGUGGAGGAGAAAGAAGACAAAAUUAGCAAAGACGAUGACGAUGGUGAAGAGCACAGUGAAAUCGAGUUUGACUCUUCGGAUGAGGACGAGUGCGAGGCUGUUUUUGCUGGUCUGUGGGAUGCGGAAACCGCUGCAAAACGGAGAAGCCGCUUGGCUGCGAGACCAAAGACGACUCAGCAGCAAACAGCGACUGACAACGCUGCACGUUGAGGUUAUUGUUCAUGAGAUACCAUUUUUGGCGUUUUUCUUCUUCUUCAUUUAUCUCAACACAUUUAACGAGGGAUACCCCGAACGGCAGUUCUGUCUUUCGUUUAUCAUACUUUUGGCUUUUUGGUUUGACUCUACAAGGGGCUCUGAUAGUCUACCAAGUAUUAAUACUAUAACGUAAGUUG
This is a messenger RNA of Trichoderma virens Gv29-8, 1070 nucleotides long. RefSeq lists its product as uncharacterized. The record is from RefSeq and is a predicted model, not a curated record. NCBI's taxonomy places the organism in Eukaryota, Fungi, Ascomycota, Sordariomycetes, Hypocreales, Hypocreaceae. The coding region runs from base 49 to 888 and encodes 279 amino acids. The transcript has a single exon.